Labrus bergylta (ballan wrasse) is the source of this 5460-nucleotide messenger RNA. It is a transcript of the gene kcnn3, whose product is annotated as potassium intermediate/small conductance calcium-activated channel, subfamily N, member 3. The record is from RefSeq and is a predicted model, not a curated record. Lineage: Eukaryota; Metazoa; Chordata; Actinopteri; Labriformes; Labridae. Gene Ontology annotation, molecular function: calmodulin binding; small conductance calcium-activated potassium channel activity. Gene Ontology annotation, cellular component: neuronal cell body; plasma membrane; neuron projection. Gene Ontology annotation, biological process: potassium ion transmembrane transport.
UGAGCUGUAGGUUGAGAUGAAGUCGGUGGAUUCUCAUACUAUAUGACAGGCUUCACUGCUCAUUUGUGGAGUGGCACGGGACGCCGAGCUUUGUGUUUUUGUUUAUUUGCCUGUUUUGCCGGUGUUUAUGUUGGGAUUUUUCGACGUGCAGCCACAGGUUGACCGAUUUAAUCCAGUCAACAUGGAUUACACCUCUUCAUCUCGGGUCGAUUGACACUGAGCCGAUCGAAAUGGGCACCAUCGAGAGAUCAGUGAUGAGCGAGAGGGAAACAAACUGAGCAUAUCAAGUGAGCGGACACGGAGGUAAACAUCUGUGGGGGGAAAGCGGCGCACAAUUUCCAGAGACAAGCGGAGACCUGUGGAGGGACCUGCACGAAAGAAGGAGAAGCGAAAAGAUAAUGGGAUGGCCUUGACAACAUGAAAAAGAAGAAGUGUGGUGGUCUUUUUUUCAUCCAGCCAGUGAUUCAACACAACUAACCUGGGGGACAAGGACUGAACGAGAAGAGGUAGGAGAAAGGUGCCUGGCCACAGCCGUGACCAUGGAACCUCCCCCCUCUCUGAGCCUGGCUCUGCUAGGAGGGAGCGAGGACGAGGACCAGCGCUUCCUCCUACCCCUGGGCAGUAUAACCCAUCCCUCUACCACUGGCAACCAGCCAGGAUCAAACCACUCCAACCACAUGGGAGGAUCAAGCCUAGAUCGUCUAAAUGGCAGCACCCCGUCCCCGUCCUCUGCCACGCCCAGCUUACCUCCAGCAUCGCUACCCAAGUUGCCCCUGUCAUCCUCCACAACCCAGCCUCUGCCCCCAUCCAUCCCCAACGCCCUUCACCCCACGAGCACUCCCCUCUCCUCCUGCCUGGGCUCACAGCACAGCCUGAGCGGGGACAAUUCACCGGUCUACAACGCCCUCUUUUAUUCCUCCCAUUCGCCCUCCAUGGAGCGGGAAAGGGACAGAGAGCGGGACAGGGACAGGGAGCGAGAGAGGGGGUGCAAACACAGACAGGCCAGCCCUCUGGUCCAUCGCAGGGACAGUAACCCCUUCACAGAAAUCGCCAUGAGCUCCUGUAAGUAUACAGGCGGGGUCAUGAAGCCCCUGAGCCGCCUCAGCGCCUCCCGCAGAAACCUCAUUGAAUCGGACAGCAGCAGCGAAACCAAAGAGGCUGGCGUUUCAUCUGUUGCCGGGGCAACUGCUACUGGUGGUCAUGAUCGACAGCGGGAAGCCCCUCCUACCUCCUUGUCGGCCUCCUCUACCAAUCAACCCCCAAUCCAGAGCCCUCCAGAGAUUGUGAUAUCAUCCAAAGAAGACUCGCCGUACCCCAGAGUAGGGUAUGACAUCACAGACUCCACAUCUGAUCAGAUGUCCAUCUACCACCAGAACCAUGCGCUGGUGGAGAGCAGGCGGGCGCAGACAGGGAGGGGCAGCAGGCAAGGAGGGGUCGGGGCGGUAGGGACCGGGGCCAGAGGCAGCACCUCCAAGGCCUCCAAGCGUAAGAACCAAAACAUUGGCUAUAAACUGGGGCAUCGCAGGGCACUGUUCGAGAAGAGGAAGAGGCUGAGUGACUACGCCCUCAUCUUUGGGAUGUUUGGAAUCGUCGUCAUGGUGAUUGAGACUGAGCUGUCUUGGGGCGUGUACACAAAGAGCUCCAUGUAUUCUCUGGCCCUGAAGUGUCUGAUCAGCCUCUCCACUGUCAUCCUGUUGGGUCUCAUCAUAGCCUACCAUGCGCGGGAAGUUCAGCUGUUCGUCAUCGACAACGGAGCAGACGACUGGCGCAUCGCCAUGACCAUGGAGAGGGUUCUGCUCAUUGCUCUGGAGCUGCUGGUGUCUGCGGUGCAUCCAGUACCCGGGGACAUUAAGUUUCAGUGGCGGGCGCGGCUUGCCUUCUCGUAUGCACCGUCGCAGGCCGAGGCAGACCUGGACAUGGUGCUGAGCGUGCCAAUGUUCCUGCGCCUCUACCUCAUUGCUAGAGUCAUGCUUCUACACAGCAAACUGUUCACUGACGCCUCCUCCAGGAGUAUAGGCGCCCUAAAUAAGGUACAUUUUAACACACGAUUUGUAAUGAAAACCCUCAUGACUAUCUGCCCCGGGACGGUGCUGCUGGUCUUCAGCAUCUCUCUGUGGAUAAUCGCUGCCUGGACCGUAAGAGUGUGCGAGAGGUACCACGACGCUCAGGAUGUGACCAGUAACUUCCUGGGAGCCAUGUGGCUUAUCUCCAUCACGUUCUUGUCCAUCGGCUAUGGAGACAUGGUCCCUCACACCUACUGUGGCAAAGGAGUCUGUCUGCUCACAGGAAUCAUGGGUGCUGGUUGUACAGCUCUGGUGGUUGCCGUGGUAGCCAGGAAGCUGGAGCUGACCAAGGCCGAGAAACACGUACACAACUUCAUGAUGGACACGCAGCUCACAAAGCGGAUAAAGAAUGCAGCGGCUAAUGUGCUAAGGGAAACCUGGCUCAUCUACAAGCACACCAAGCUGAUGAAGAAGAUCGACCACUCCAGGGUCCGCAAGCACCAGCGGAAGUUCCUCCAGGCGAUACAUCAAUUACGCAGUGUGAAAAUGGAGCAGAGAAAACUCAGUGACCAGGCCAACACACUUGUGGACCUCUCAAAGAUGCAGAGUGUCAUGUACGAGCUCAUGUCGGAGCUCAAUGACCGCAGCGAGGACUUGGAGCGCCAGAUGUUGUCCCUGGAGCAGCGAGUUGAACAGCUCACCGCCGGCUUCAACACCCUUCCCGCCCACCUCUCGGCCACCCUCAGCGCACAGCAUGCCGCCCUGGUCCACCUGCUCCGAGAGAGGGAUUCAAGGGACGGUAGAGGAGGUGGUGGUGGUGGUGGUGUAGGAGGAGGAGGUGCUAUGGUUCCUCUGUCCCCUGCUGCUUCUUUAACAAGUCCUCCAGCUCCAGUUUCUCCCGUCCAAGUCACAUCUCCCGUAACUCCCUCAUCCCAGGUCACUACUUUGGCCUUGGAGUCCCCUCUGUCACCUCCCCCUGGGAGCCCAGAGGGGAGCCUUGAGGCGAGUCCCAACCUCAACACCACCUGCACUUCUAGCUGCUGAAGACAGCUCUGAGGACCAGGAGAGGAAGAAAACAAGGUCGGAGAAGAGGAGGCCAGGCUAGUCCUCUUUCUUCAGACUGAAGGAGUGGAAAAAGGAGGGAGGAGUAGGAGGAGAGAAUCGAGAGGUGAUCCUCUAAAGCUGGAGUGACGAAAACAGGACUAUGAGGAGGACUAAUAGCAUUAAGAUGGAGGGCCUGUGUGAAUGAUGAGACGCGUUAGGGACUUUUGGGCGCUUUCCUUAAUGAGGGAAGAUGAUAAAAUGGAGACUCUUAAAGGUGUGAGGGAGAGGAAGGACGUCAAGAGGGUGAGAAAGGGAGGAAGAGAGGACGGAGAGGGGGACGUAGGGAGGGGGGAGAACUAACUAGGAAUAAUUAUAUGAACUCAGAGCUCCAAUUACUGAAAAGGCCUUUUAUUCCCCGCCCCUCUCUCUCUCUCUCUCUCUCUCUAUCUCUCUCUCUAUCUUUCCUUCCCCCCUCUAAAUCUCUCUCUCCCUUCAUCAGGAAUUAAUGACCAUAACUUUUUAUCCUUAUGAUGUAUUUUCUAUCUGAAUGCUAAUUGUGUGUUAACGAGCAUCCCUUUAACAGAAGGUCCAAUCAAUACGACCAUUAUAUAUAUUUAAAAAAAAAAAAACUAGUGGCAUGCAUCGCACACAUACAUACACACACCCACACACACACUCCCAACUUACAUUAUCCACGCAAUACAAGGGAACACAGCACAAACAUGAAUACACAAUCUAUCACAAUGCAGUAGAAUGAAUGCAGAAGCCCACAAGAUAAUACUUAAGCCUAUACUGCCAAGCACUCAAUGCACUGUCAAUCACCACACAGCACUGCCAAAUAGUGUGGACACACUGUAAAAAAAAAAAAUGUUCAUCCAAACAACUUAUCCUUCGUCGCUGCAAGCUGCUGCAGUAGUUUAGACCUACAGUGCAUAGUUGUGACACUUUAACUACUCAGUCGGGAGAAUAGUGAAUGUCAGUGAGCUGCACAAAUUACAGAUCAAGUUGAAAUAAGUUGGUAUGACACUGAGGGACAUGAGUCACAGCAACGUCUGUUUGUGGUGAGGAGGAAAGUAGCAGAUGACAAAAUAAACAAACACAACUACAGCAGGGCUUUAUUCCUACAAUGGUUGAGGUAAAGAUACAGCUACACUGAUGUGUAAGUGUAGUAAUGAGUUUCCGUAAAAAAAAAAAAAAAGAUUUUCCUUGAUUUCUGAACCUCAAAUUUAACAUUUUAGUUUUAAGUGCAUUUAUACAGGGAUGGUUGAUGGAAGACAGAGUAUACCACGUUACAAAAAAUUAAACAAUUAAAUUAAAUUAAAUAUCAUAAUUUAUAUAUUUAUGACUUUUUUUUACUUGUUUUGAUGAAUUUUACUGGAGUCUAUCAGCCAAGAGCUCUGCUGGAGACCAUUAAGAGUUCAGACAUUAUCCAUUAAUAAUAAAUUAUCUAUUUAUUCUAGGCUAUGAAGAGGCUCAGGUUGGUUGAAGUCAGAUUGACUUGUAAGAUUUAGAAUGUAUUUUUUUUUGCUCUAAUUCUCUGAAUUUUUAAAAUAAGAAUUACACAAAUGAUUCUUUACAUUUGUAGUUGAAUUUACUUUAAACAAAUCUCAAAAAUGUUUUGUUUGUGAUUCUAAUGUGAUGAAUAUGUUUUCUCUGUACGGUUGUGUCCUCAACUCUUUAUAAAGGGAAGAAUAAGAACGUACUAACUGCCAUUCUCUUCAAGCUUUCAGUCCCAAAACAACGCACUGUUAUCAUGAAUGUAUUCUGUGUAAAGAAAUACACUCAGAACAGUCUGGCUUGCUCAAUCACUUAAACUGCCACGCAGACACAGGAACAUGUACACAUACAUACACAUGCAUACAGAUACACACAUACACACACACACACACACACACACACACACACCUCGCAACCAAAGUGCUCUCUCUUAAAUGGACUUCAAUAAUAGGCAGGGAACGCUGCUGUCACUGGGGACAAAAGAUAGCAGGAGGCGUUGCAGAUAUCUUGACAAUAUUUCUGAGGGAAUAACUGUGAAAAAUUUGGGCAUGGACUUGUUACAGAGCUGUACAUGGACUGCUCUUCACUGCUUUAAAACAGGUUACAGAGGACGAUGGAUGGACACGAAUAAACAUUAGAAAAGAGAAAUGGCCAUGAAAGGAUAUCUGUAAACAAAUAAAGCAUUGAAAUAGAGACAAUGGUAUAUCUGAGAGGAGUCAUACUGGUGUGAGUAGAGACAAGCCUACCCUUACAUUGGAGACAAAAACUGUCUUAUAGCGACAUGCUGUGGCCGGAAUACUGAAUUACAUACGCUUGGAAUAUUGUAUAGUAUGCUGUUAACGAAACCUAGCUUUGUAUUGCUUAGUCUUUUCUACCAUUAUGAUUAAACCGCAGUUAUAGCUGAUAUCAAAUAUUA